AUGACUUCAGAAAAAUUAGAGUGUUGGAAAACGACCUUUCGAGAGAUUUACAACAGAUCACCAACACCCGGAGAUUACUCAGUUGCCCCAAACGAAAUUCAAGCUCUAUUGAAAGGCACAACCACCACCGAAAAAAUCCACGAAAACCCAAUUAAGCGAGGACUGAAAAGGACUAAUUUUGUGUCGAAAAUGAUGGAGGAGGAACAGUUCAGUCCUGUCAAAAAACGAGUCAAACUCCAGAGAAUAGAAGAAGAAAAAACAUCUCCGAUUCUCAGAGCGUCGCCCAGAAAGAAAUUAAUACUAUUCGAGAAUUCGCCAACGAAAACAACACCCCAAAGGAAUGAUUUAUCUCCAAGAAAGAAGAUCAAUAGUGGCGCCCUAUUCAAUUUUGAAGAUUUUUCCCCUCUGAAGACCUUCUCUGGGAGUGCAUCGAAAUCAGCAGUGAAAUGUUCAUUAACACCUAUCAAGUCUCCAACAAAACGGCCAUAUCAAAGACAACUCAUGAACAGGGAUAUCGAAAUGCUACUUCUACCAACGCCAGAAAAGUUAGAAGAGGAAGAGCCAGCUGAAGAAUUUGAUGAUGAAACGAACGAAGAAGUGAAACAAGCGCGUGCCUACAAACCAGCAGCACGAAGACUCGGGGGCUCAUCAAAAAGUGACCAGAAUUUCCAGAAGAUCAAUCUUAGGAAGAAGCAAUUUGUUCGUGGAAAAGUGACCGCCGAGCAGAAGAGAAAGUUAAAAAGAAAGCAGAUGUUCAAGAAGAAAAAUUGA
Molecule: messenger RNA, 771 nt
Organism: Caenorhabditis briggsae
Lineage: Eukaryota; Metazoa; Nematoda; Chromadorea; Rhabditida; Rhabditidae
Exons: 6
Coding region: 1-771 (256 amino acids)
Source: RefSeq, a predicted model, not a curated record